This is a messenger RNA of Entamoeba invadens IP1, 942 nucleotides long. Its product is annotated as 78 kDa glucose-regulated protein precursor, putative. Lineage: Eukaryota; Evosea; Mastigamoebida; Endamoebidae. The transcript has a single exon. Bases 1 to 942 code for a protein of 313 amino acids. The record is from RefSeq and is a predicted model, not a curated record. Gene Ontology annotation, molecular function: ATP-dependent protein folding chaperone; ATP binding.
AUGAACGGGGAUUCGAAACUUGGAGGUAUUGACAUCGACUUAAAGUUGACAGAAAUAGUCAAAAUGAGGUGGAAAAAAGAAGAUGAAAAUAGAUUUAAUGCCGUCUUUUUUGUUGGUAAGAAGCUCACUCCAAGCAACGAAAAGAUAUUAAAACGACACGAAUAUAGACUUCGAAAAUUAGUGGAAAAGGCGAAAAUUGCUCUCUCAAUAGCGCAACAAAGUGUUGUUAAUUUGUCAGAGUUUUAUUGUGGAGUUGAUAUUGACGAUGAUGUUGAAACACCGAACAUAGCAAUUUCAAAAGAAGACAUUGAAAUUGGGUGCAAAAAUAUUUUCCAGAGGUGUUUAAAUCUUGUCGCACAAACACUUUUAGAAUCCAAAGUGCCAAAGAACAAGUUGACUAAAAUUCUGUUAGUAGGAGGCAGUUCACAAAUGCCGUAUGUGCAAACGCUACUUGAGAAAGAGUACGGCAAUAUAGUUUUAAAGGAUUGCGACUGUAAUGUUGUUGUAGCUGAAGGAGCUGCUCUAUAUUGUCGCAAUAUGGCACUUCAUGGGGAAACAAAUGUGAAUGAAAUUACAUGUAACGAAAUUGAAAUGAGCGGAGUGGAUAGUACUAACAAGAAGGUGGUGGUACCAAUUAUUGAAAAGGGAACAAAAAUUCCUUUUAGUAACACGUUCCCCGUUUUUCCCAUUAGAAAUGACGUGAUUGUCGAAUUGUAUGAAAACAAGAAGAAAAUCGGCGUGUUCGUAAUUUAUAACAUUCAGAAAAAGACCAAAAAUGAGUUGUUCGAAUGCGAAGUUAAAAUUAAUACAUUUGGUAUUCUGGAGGUAAAAUGUAUCGGGGAAAACAGAUGUGCAGUGAAUGUUGACAGAGAGAGGAUACAGACCGAAUCCGAAGAUAUGAAAAAGAAAAAAGAUUACAUCGAGUCGUUCUUAAGUUGCUGA